AUGUGCAAGCAACUUUGGAAAUGGGUAACAGGGAGAGGCUGGAACACUUUGGAAGGCUCAGAAGAGGAUAGGAAAAUGUUGGAAAGUUUGGAACUUCCUAGAGACUUGUUGAAUGGCUUUGACCAAAAUGUUAAUAGUGAUAUGGACAAUAAGGUCCAGGCGGAGGUGGUCUCAGAGGGAGAUGAGGAGUUUGUUGGGAAAUGGAGCCAUCCUACAAGCACCCGGACACUCGACAUCAGUGGCGUCAAGACAACUCUAAGAAGGUUUUCCGUCAUCCUGCAAGACCUGUGUUCCAUCCCCGUGAUUCUGCCUUCAAUUUCACUGCACAGGUACCACAGUAAGCCAGUGCUGUGUGCUCCGAGUUCCAGGGCGUCCCCCAGCUCAGCCACUACACUGAGCACAAGGACUCUGUGGGGCCCAGGAGCAGGUAGUCACCCCUUUGGGGUCCACAACACCCGGCUGUCCCCAGACUUGUGUCCAGGGAAGAUAGUGUUGAGGGCCCUCAAGGAGAGCGGGGCAGGGAUGCCUGAGCAGGACAAGGACCCCAGAGUCCAAGAAAAUCCUGAUGAUCAGAGAACGGUCCCCGAGGUCACCGGGGAUGCACGGUCUGCAUUUCGGCCCCUGCGGGACAAUGGAGGCCUCUCUCCCUUUGUGCCCAGGCCCGGGCCUCAGCAGACAGACCUCCAUGCCCAGAGCUCACAAAUCAGAUAUAACCAGACAUCCCAGACCCCCUGGAGGAGCUCGAACACCAAACAAAAUGCCAUCUCCAGCUCCUACAGCUCCACGGGAGGCUUGCCGGGGCUAAAGCAGAGGAGGGGGCCAGCCUCAUCCCGCUGCCAGCUGACCCUCAGUUACUCAAAGACAGUGAGUGAGGACAGGCCUCAGGCUGUCUCUUUGGGUCACACACGGUGUGAAAAGGCGGCAGAUACAGCACCAGGGCAGGCACUCGCCCCAAGGGGUGGCUCCCCCAGAUCCCAGGCCUCUAGGCCCCGUAGACGCAAGAUUCCCCUGCUGCCACGCAGGCGAGGGGAGCCUUUGAUGCUGCCACCUCCCUUAGAGCUGGGGUACCGGGUCACGGCUGAAGACCUGCACCUGGAAAAAGAGGAGGCAUUCCAGUGCAUCAACCGUGCACUGCACGUUGAGGACAAGGCCAUCUCGGACUGCAGACCCUCACGGCCUUCCCACACUUUGUCCUCACUUGCAACAGGGGCUUCGGGUGGGCCUCCCGUUUCUAAAGCACCCACUAUGGAUGCACAGCAGGACAGACCCAAGUCCCAAGACUGCCUGGGCCUAGUGGCCCCCCUAGCAUCUGCUGCAGAGGUCUCCUCUACAGCUCCCGUGUCUGGGAAGAAGCACAGACCACCAGGACCCCUGUUCUCCUCCUCAGAUCCCCUUCUUGCCACCUCUUCCCACUCCCGGGACUCAGCCCAGGUCACCUCGCUGAUUCCUGCCCCCUUCACAGCUGCAAGCAGGGAUGCCAGCAUGAGAAGAACAAGGCCUGGCACCUCGGCUCCUGCAGCUGCAGCAGCAGCCCCUCCCCCCUCCACAUUGAACCCCACGUCGGGGUCACUACUCAAUGCAGUGGAUGGAGGCCCCUCACAUUUCUUGGCCUCAGCCACAGCUGCAGCACGUGCCCAGAGGUCAGAAGUGAGAUAUAACCAGAGAUCCCAGACCUCCCGGACCAGAUCCUGCCUCAAACGAAAUGCCAGCUCCAGCUCCCACAGCUCUACGGAAGGCCUCCCGGAACUAAAGCGGAGGAGGGGGCCAGCCUCAUCCCACUGCCAGCUGGCCCUCAGUUCCUCAAACACAGUGAGUGAGGACGGACCUCAGGCUGUCUCUUCGGGUCACACCCGCUGUGAAAAGGCAGAUACAGCACCAGGGCAGACACUCGCCCCCAGGGGUGGCUCCCCCAGAUCCCAGGCCUCUAGGCCCCGCAUCAACAGUGCACUGCACGUUGAGGACAAGGCCAUCUCGGACUGCAGACCCUCACGGCCUUCCCACACUUUGUCCUCACUUGCAACAGGGGCUUCGGGUGGGCCUCCCGUUUCUAAAGCACCCACUAUGGAUGCACAGCAGGACAGACCCAAGUCCCAAGACUGCCUGGGCCUAGUGGCCCCCCUAGUAUCUGCUGCAGAGGUCUCCUCUACAGCUCCCGUGUCUGGGAAGAAGCACAGACCACCAGGACCCCUGUUCUCCUCCUCAGAUCCCCUUCUUGCCACCUCUUCCCACUCCCGGGACUCAGCCCAGGUCACCUCGCUGAUUCCUGCCCCCUUCACACCUGCAAGCAGGGAUGCCGGCAUGAGAAGAAUGUUUUGUGUUCGAAAUUGUUUGAGGGGUUUGGGUUUAUUUUUGUUGGUUUUUUCUUUUUUUUUUUUUUUGGCUUAUACGGGCAUCCUUCAGCUUUUAAUAAUCUGAAAAAUUCUAUUUACCCAUUGUCAAUGUGUAUGAAUUAAUCUGAGUCAAUUUUAUACAAUAAAAGGUGAACUUUUAUGCAUGAAACAAUAAUUUAACAAAAAAUGUACCGGAAGAAGAAUGUGCAUUACAAAUAUAGGAAACAUAAAUAUUACCAAAUAUUGGCAAGCACUAAAAUGUUCAGAAAUGUAAGUCUAUUACAGUUAUAGCUCUCUCAAGCAAAAAAUGGCAGAGAAAAACUUAGUUUACCUUGGGGGCUAUUUAUUUACUUAGGGAUUUGUUAAAAGGUCAAAUGGGGUCACACAGAAUACUAAGAAGAGCUGUUCACCCAGGCCUCACUAAGAACUCUUCUUCAUUCAGUAGCUAUAUAGUAAUAUGACAACUGCUCCUACGACCCAAAGAGGAACUACAGCAACUACUCUUUAGCAUCUGUUGCUCCCAACUCUGCUUUGCAAUUAUAUGACUCAAGCAUUCUGGCUCCGUUAACUAUUACUUCUGUUACUCCCAAUUAAAUUUCCUCUAACCCUCCCACUCUGCCUAUUUAAGCUCUCUGCUGCCUCAUGACUUCAAUUCCAUCAGAGUUAUGCAUUGUUUCCUCUGUACAUCUUUGCUCUGCUUCCAUUGCUAAUUCCCUAGUAAAGUGUUGUAUAUUCAAAGUUCCAAAGAAACAGAAUAUCCAAGACAUCACCAAUCAUCCAAAACACAGUGUAGGAGGCCACAGUUAAGAGAAGCAAGACCAUUAGCUCUUUUUAUAGGCUGGAGAACAACAGGAUGCUUUGGUCCUGUAUCAGCAGGAUGCUUUUCGGGUAGAUGCUACUGCCACCCUACUAUCGCGUAGAUCCUACUGCCACCCUAGCUAUGGGCACAUGUCAGAGUCCCAUGUAAUAAAGGAGACAAAAGGAAACCACCACGAGUAUAAACUAAGAAAAGUACACCAAGGUUUCUAAGAAUGGAGCUGUAUAACUCACUGUGCCCCAUUUGUUACUUCUCCACGGUACUUACCACCACCUAUUAUAUAUAUUUUGUUUGUAGUCAGUCUUCCCUCAUUAGAAUGAAAGUUCCGUGAGGAUAGGACUAUACAGUCAGCCCUCAGUAUCCAUGGGGGACUAGUUUCAGGAUCUCCUGAGGAUAACAAAGGAUACUCAAGUCCCUGACAUAAAAUGACAUAGUAUUUGCACAUCACCUUUGCACAUCCUCCCAUAAACUUCAUAUCAACUCUAGAUCACUCAUAAUAUCCGAUGUAAAUGUCACGCAAAUAGUUAUUGUACUAUAUUGUGUAAGGAAUAAGGACAAGAAAAAAGUCUGUACAUGCUCAGUACAGAUGCCAUUUUUUCCCCCAAUAUUUCCAAUCCUUGGUUGGCUUAAUAAACAGAUGUAGAACCCAGGAAUAAGUUCUGGUGUCCUAUUGCAUAGUAGGAUGAGUAUACUUAACAAUAACAUAUUAUAUAUUUGAAAAUAGCCAGAGGAGUAGAUUUUGAAUUUUCUCCCUACAGAAAAAUCAUUAUGCAAAUUACCCUGAUUUGAUCAUUACACAUUGAGUACAUGUAUUAAAACAUCACAUUGUACCCCAUAUAUAUGUACAAUUAUUAUGUGUCAAUAAAAAUUUAAUGUCAAUAUGUGAAAUAAAAUGAAAAAAUAAAAAAUUUUAAAGCUGUAAUUAUCUCCAUCUGGUAGGAAUACAUAUAAUCUUAAAUAAAAAAUAUAUUUGUAAUUGUUAGGACAAAAUAGAUUAUAGAUUAUUUUAAGUUUGCAACUUAUAAAUUACAAAAUUCUCACAGAACCUGAAAAAUUAUAGGUAUUGUUAAAUAUUUUAAAAGCUGUCCUUGGAGAGAAAGAAACCUAUCAGAUUUACAUCAACAAGUGCAAUAUAUCAGCCGAUUACCAU
Pan troglodytes (chimpanzee) is the source of this 4297-nucleotide messenger RNA. Its product is annotated as putative POM121-like protein 1-like. The record is from RefSeq and is a predicted model, not a curated record. NCBI's taxonomy places the organism in Eukaryota, Metazoa, Chordata, Mammalia, Primates, Hominidae.